Messenger RNA from Ricinus communis (castor bean), 1120 nucleotides. Its product is annotated as plasma membrane-associated cation-binding protein 1. The coding region runs from base 227 to 856 and encodes 209 amino acids. NCBI's taxonomy places the organism in Eukaryota, Viridiplantae, Streptophyta, Magnoliopsida, Malpighiales, Euphorbiaceae. The record is from RefSeq and is a predicted model, not a curated record. The transcript has 5 exons. Gene Ontology annotation, cellular component: plasma membrane.
UUUAGAGGAAGGCAUGUCUAUAUGAUGCCACUGUCUUAAGCUUUUAUAUGCAUUUGAUUAGGAGCUUGGGACAGUUGGCAUUAACAGUUGCAUUGAGGUAGACUUUGAUUUGAGACUUGCACACUAGUUGUAGCUAAAGAAGAAGAAGAAGAAGAAGAAAGCUUGAAAAUUUUUGUUUUCUUUCUUCCUUUUGGGAUUCAUUUUCUUGAGUUGAAGAGAAAAAAUUAUGGGGUAUUGGAAAUCAAAGGUUCUUCCAACAAUCAACAAGGUUUUCAAGAAAGACACUGCCAAGAAAGCUGCUGCUGCUGAAGCUUGCAAGUCCUUUGAUGACUCUAAGGAAGAAAUCAAGAAGGAGUUUGAGGAGAAGAAGACUGAUCUCCAACCUAAAGUUGUAGAAAUCUAUGAAGCUUCAUCAGUUGAACUCAAGACCUUAGUUAAGGAGCCCAAAGAUGCAGGAUUGAAGAAGCACUCUGCUUUGGUUCAGAAGUUCCUUGAAGAGCUUGCUAAGAUCGAGUUUCCAGGAUCAAAACCAGUAUCAGAAGCAUCUUCAAAGUUUGGACCGGCUUACGUAUCAGGUCCAGUUUAUUUUAUAUUUGAGAAGGUGUCAACCUUUAUUGUCGUAGAAGAGAAGGCGAAGGAGGUGCCAGCGGCAGAGGAAACAAGCAGCAAAGAGAAGGAGAUAGUAGUGGAGGAAGAGAAGAAAGAGGGUAUUGCAGCCGAGGCUGAGAAGACUACAGAACUACCAGCUGCUGUGGAAGCAGCAGUAGCAGCUGAGCCACCUGCCAAGGUGGAGGAAGCUGCAGAACCGCCGGCUGCUGCAACCAAGGUCGAGGAAGGAGAACCACCAAAGCCUUGAGAAGAGGAGGAGGUCGGCUGUAUCACAAAAGUUCAUCAUCAUCAUCUCAAGUAAUGCGAUCAUCUUUUGUGAAAAUUAAUGUGUAUACGUAAAAGUAACAAGAAAGAUUUGUUAUUCUUUAUUUGUCUAUCCUUUCUUGUGAUCUUCUCUUUGGAUUUGUUUCUUUCUAUAUGUAUUUCUUCUUUCUCUUCUUUUAUAUUUUGUGAAGUAUUUAUUGUAAUAUUUAUAGUCUAGUGGAGUGGUGGGAAUACUCGGUUCUUUCUC